Messenger RNA from Rhincodon typus (whale shark), 2394 nucleotides. RefSeq names its product MDM2 proto-oncogene (gene mdm2). Gene Ontology annotation, cellular component: nucleus. The transcript is spliced from 11 exons. The coding region runs from base 376 to 1764 and encodes 462 amino acids. Gene Ontology annotation, biological process: regulation of cell cycle; negative regulation of apoptotic process. The record is from RefSeq and is a predicted model, not a curated record. Lineage: Eukaryota; Metazoa; Chordata; Chondrichthyes; Orectolobiformes; Rhincodontidae. Gene Ontology annotation, molecular function: identical protein binding; ubiquitin protein ligase activity.
CGCGCCGGAGCCGUUCCAAAUUGGAAUUCUGCCCGAUUUGAAUCGACGCGCGCGCGGCCGUUGGUGCCCGGUUUCCACGGUAACCAGGCCUGCCUACCUACCUACCCACCCAUCCUCCCUCUCUCCGUGCCGCCAAGUUGUGAAGAGACAUCUCCCCGGGGAACGUGUGGUGGGGGAAGGGGGUAAAGAAUCGCUAGACCUCUCGUCGCCCCGCGGUGCUCACGAUGAUCUUUGGCGGUUGAGGCUCGCAGAAAGGUGCAUUUUGUAAAAUCGAGUCCCGCUGAUUUUAGGCCCAGCCCAGCGCCGCCGGGGCACCGCGUCCGCCUGAGGGAAGAUUUUGUGCACACGUCUUUGCUUGAGAGCAAUAUUGAAAAUAUGGCAACCAACGGAUCGGCACCCUGCCUCGGGACUUCACAAGAUGAUCAAGUACUACAGGCAGAUCAGGACUGUCAAGUGAAACCCAAGCCACUCUUACUUAAGUUGUUGCACUUUGCUGGAGCACGAAGUGAAACCUUCACAAUAAAGGAGGUAAUGCACUACUUGGGACAGUACAUAAUGGCUAAGCAGUUGUAUGAUGAAAGACAGCAACAUAUAGUACAUUGUUCUGAUGAUCUGCUGAGUCACUUGUUUGGAGUGCAGAGCUUUUCAAUUAAAGAGCCACGAACAUUAUAUGCCAUGCUGUCAAAGAAUUUGAUAUCGGUGGGCCACGAAGAUUCUAUAAAUGAUCUCAAUCUUGGAAAGAUUACCAACCAGCUUGGGGGUGAAGAUUGUCUCGUGACAGUGAUUCCAAAUGAUGGGAAUGCUUGCACAUCAUGCAAUGUUUCCUGUUCUCCUGCUGCAGGCAGAAGAUCCAAUUGCAGUGACUCUGAUAACGAUGCCUCACCUGAUGAGCAGUUUCGUACUAGACGACGAAAGCGGCAUCGAUCUGAUAGCAUUUCCCUCCAUUGGGAUGAUCUGUCUUUGUGUCUGAUAAGCAAGUUGCGUCGUGAGCAUGGAAACAGUGAAUCGUCUGAUUCUCCCAGCCAUCUGGAUAUUCAUAUUGGUACAGAAGGUGAAGAUUCCAGCGAUAAGUUUAGUGUUGAGUUUGAAGUUGAAUCAGUUCACUCUGAAGAUUAUAGUGAUUUCAGUGAGGAUUCACAAGACCAAAGUGACAAAGAGAUUUAUGAAGUUGCCAUUUUUGAAGCUGCUGACAGUGAUGAGAGCACUUUUGUUGAAGAAAUUGAUCCAGAAAUAUCUGAAGCUGAUUAUUGGAAAUGUUCCAGAUGUGAAGAGCUGAAUCCUCCAUUGCCACGCCAUUGUCAUCGAUGCUGGUCUGUGCGCCAAGAUUGGCUUCCUGAUAAACCUAAACUUCAGCAUUUUGACAAGAUGCAGGAUGAAGGUAUUGAUGUUCCUGAUUGCAAGAAACCACCACUUGAGUCAAAGAAAUCAAACUGUUCGGAUUUAAUCAGUGAGGUCUCUCAAUGCUCAGAGUCACAAGAAACUGAGUGCUCGGAACCUUCUACUUCUGGUAGCUUCAACUGCUGCAGCCAGGAAAUUGAAAAAGAAAGUACAGGCAAGGGAGAGAAAGGCGAGUUAAGCCCUGUGGGACCUCUGGAGGCUUGUGUUAUAUGUCAGGCACGACCAAAGAAUGGUUGCAUUGUUCAUGGUAGGACUGGCCAUCUUCUCGCUUGUUACACUUGUGCAAGGAAACUGAAAAAAAGAAACAAACCAUGUCCGUUGUGCAGAGAGCCAAUCCAACUGGUUGUAUUGACCUACUUCAGUUAAAUGUAAUUAUUUAUUUAUUGGUUUACAUUUAACUUUUCUUGAGGUGGACACUACUUCCAAAAAAGUAAAUUUCUGAUUGCUACAAUUUGAAGUAACAAACUAUAUGUUGGCCAAGGUUUUAAAUAAUACCACACUUUGUCAAGCAAUCCAUCCUUUGUUCCAUUAUAUUUAAUUAGGUGCUUUCUAAUGCUAACAUUCUUUCAAAAUGAACUUAUGCAAAUGUUUGGCUACCUCUUCACUUCUUCAUCCUAGUGUUGGAGAAUCCUUGUGGAGUAAUAAGAACUUACUGAAGAAUGUGAUUUUCUAUUUAAUAGGAUUUCAUGUAUUAAAAGUUCCCAUUUUAACUGUGUAAUUUCCUCUUCAACUGGGUUACAUAAAUUUCUUGCUUUCAUCUGUUAUGAUAGAUGAUUAUUUAUACAAAAAUAUUGAGCUAUCUUUCUUUAUUUGUUUGCACAGUUCAAUUGAGAAUAAUUAUACAAUGAAAAUCUGCUAGUCCCUUGCUAGAUCUACAGGUUAGCUUGUACAGAUGUACAGAUUUGUAUAGUGUGUUGCAUGCACUAGGGCAGUUCACGGUCAAAUGAAGUAUAUUUGAACUUUAGUUUUCUGUUAUGUAUAAAACUAUAAUUUAUU